GCCUUAGAGAAACUGUGCCAGUUUGAGAGAAGAUAUGGCUAUGGCGGGAGGAGCUUCUCUGCAUUUAGUAAAGCCCAGAAUUCCAAUGGCUUGCGCCACAGAAACCGUACAACUUCCGGACAAGACCCGGAACUCGAAGGUCUUGGUACUUGGGGGAACGGGUCGGGUCGGGGGAUCCACCGCCACUGCCCUCUCUAAGCUCUGCCCCGACCUUCGCAUUCUCGUCGGCGGUCGAAACAGGGAGAAGGGAGCUGCUAUGGUGGCCACUCUUGGUGGGAACUCAGAGUUUGCUGAAGUUGAUAUUGACAAUGUUAAUUCAUUGGAAGCAGCUCUUAAUGAUGUGGAUCUUGUUGUACAUGCCGCUGGGCCAUUUCAACAAACACAUAAGUGUUCUGUGUUAGAAGCUGCCAUAAACACCAAGACAGCCUAUUUAGACAUUUGUGAUGAUACGUCUUACUCCCAACGAGCUAAAACCUUCAAGGACAGAGCUGUUGCUGCAAACGUGCCAGCUAUUACAACCGGUGGAAUUUAUCCUGGAGUGAGCAAUGUAAUGGCAGCAGAACUAGUUCGUCUAGCAAGAAGUGAAAACAAAGUAGAACCAGAAAGACUAAGAUUCUACUAUUACACAGCCGGUACUGGUGGGGCUGGUCCGACCAUAUUGGCCACUAGCUUUUUGCUACUUGGAGAGGAGGUUGUUGCUUAUAAUAAAGGAGAAGAGAUCAAACUAAAGCCAUAUACUGGAAUGCUCAACAUUGAUUUUGGAAGGGGCAUUGGAAAGAGAGACGUUUAUCUGUUGAAUCUGCCUGAGGUUAGAAGUGCUCAUGAAAUCCUAGGAAUACCGACUGUCAGUGCUCGAUUUGGAACUGCACCAUUCUUUUGGAAUUGGGGGAUGGAAGCCAUGACAAGUCUUCUUCCUAUGGAAUAUUUUAGAGACAAAAGCAAAGUUCAACAGUUGGUUCAACUUUUCGAUCCCAUAGUUCGAGCUCUUGAUGGGAUUGCUGGAGAGCGAGUCUCAAUGAGAGUUGAUUUGGAGUUUCCUAAUGGGCGCAAUACGGUUGGAUUAUUCAGUCACAAAAGACUCUCUGUAUCAGUCGGAUUUGCAACGGCUGCAUUUGCUCUUGCUGUUCUUGAGGGAAGCACAAAGCCGGGGGUCUGGUUUCCAGAAGAGCCUGAAGGAAUUGCUGUGGAGGCAAGAGAAGUUCUUCUCAAACGUGCUGCUCAAGGAACAUUCAAUUUUGUUAUGAACAAACCAGCUUGGAUGGUGGAAACAAAUCCAAAGGAGCUUGGAUUAGGCAUAUACGUAUAAUAUUCUGAAAAAAAGACUAGUCAUUGUCAGUUCCUUCUCCAGCUCAUCCAACACCAUUUUCCAUGGUGAUGGAAAUCAGAAACUUUUUUUGAGAGGCUUCCCCAUUUUACGUAAAUCCCAAUUGUUAGGAGAGAAAAAAAAAUGUCCUUUUGCAAAGAUAACAUAUUGCCAAUAUGACUUGGAAGAUGGUUAUAAACAUAUAUAGGUAAUUUACUUCAAGAAAUGUAUUUCUAAGGUAACAAAACUUGAAUGAAAAUCAAAUAAGAAUCUUUCAAUCUUUCCUUUGAA
Molecule: messenger RNA, 1594 nt
Organism: Humulus lupulus (European hop)
Lineage: Eukaryota; Viridiplantae; Streptophyta; Magnoliopsida; Rosales; Cannabaceae
Exons: 14
Coding region: 35-1306 (423 amino acids)
Source: RefSeq, a predicted model, not a curated record